CGUAUGUCAGUCAACGAAUGUCUAGCCCGUGUGAGCCGAGACCGCCGUCAACGCAUCGAUAAGCUAUUUGGUGGGGACAGUUCCACAAUAGCUAACUUUUUGAAGAAGUCCUCGUUAUUCCUCGCACUCCUGUCCACAGCUCGGAACAUCUCCAUCAAGCCCGUGAUGUUGCUGGAAUCGACUAGACCGGUUGGAUUAACGUGCGGAACACGGACUUCGAGCACGAGUUGGUUUCUGCAGCGCUCUAUGCGGAGAGUGUUCUGAGACAUUUCGGCUGCCUGAAAACGUCCACAUAGGAUUUACCCAGCAGGACAUCGGUAGCCUAUUCGGUUUAAGGAAUUUUGGUCUGUGUAUAUUUAUUCCCAGCCGUUGGAUGGAGUACUUUGGACAGACGUGACCACAAUCAACUUUUAUGGCGUAUUUGGACCUGGCGUUGAGGGAUGGAUAAAUACCAUUCGGUGGAAGUCCAGAUAUUGUAAACACCAAAGCGAGGUUUUUUGAUUUUGUGCCAUUUCAAAAUCAUUGGUUCGAAAACGGACAGAAACUGGAAUAGGCACUUUACGCAUAGUUUCUUCAAUGCUCAUCACAGCCUAGUCUUCGUUCCUUCUGAUUGAAACAUCAGUCUCUACCGACUGUUGUCAGUGUCUCAACUAUAUUCUACUAUCCGGACAUCGUGACCUUUCAAUAGGUCAGUGUUGAGAACUUUGUUAACCAAUGAAUACAAUAAAAACAUCACGCAUAAGUGGCGACCUGACAGGGAGGUAGCGGCGCCUGGUCUCAGCCAGAACACAACGACGAAUCCCUCGCUACAGUGGUCCACCUGGACCACCGACAAACAUUUUCAAAGGACACAAACGAGGGAAAAUAGGAUUUAACAGUUUAAAUUGAGAGAUGUUUAUCAUACGCCACUGUGAGGCAAGCUGUCAGCGCGUAUAACUCACAUGCGCGUCUGUUGAUUUUUUGAGAAGAGACGGGCGACAACAUCGAUUUGCCAUCGAUUUGAAUGCUCUGAUCGCGACUUUAAUCCUGGUGCUUUACUUCAACCUUCCGAAAAUGGCUGGGUCUGGGAGCUGUUGGAAGAAUUACCUCUGGAUUUUGACCAUCCUUUGCAGAUGUGCUUUACCUAUAGCUAAAUCACUGGAGUCGGUGGUAUGGGGCUCGCAGAAUUCCAAUUUUAUCCAGGGGAAGGGUCUGGUCAUCUACCCGGAGAUCGGGGACAAGCUGGACAUCAUUUGCCCCAAGGGCACGGUAGAAAAGCCCUACGAGUUCUUCAAGCUGUACCUGGUGAAGAAGGAGCAGGCCGAGUCGUGUAGCACCGUGCUGGACCCCAACGUCCUGGUGAACUGCAACAAGCCCGAGAAGGACAUCAAGUUCACCAUCAAGUUCCAGGAGUUUAGCCCCAACUACAUGGGCCUGGAGUUCAAGAGGAACGUCAACUACUACAUCACCUCCACGUCCAAUGGGACCCUGGAGGGCCUGGAGAACAGGGAAGGGGGCGUGUGCAGCACGCGAUCCAUGAAGAUCGUCAUGAAAGUGGGGCAGGAUCCCAACGCUCCAGAGACCACGGAACCAGUAAAGCCUGAAAAGGAGCCGGACAGUGUGAAUGAGAUCCCCGCGCCGCCCUCAGACCCCAAGCGGGAAGACAACAACAUACCUGGGGAGACAGGUGAGAGAGGCACCAUGCACGACCGCGACUCGUCCGACGGCAUCUUCAGCUCCAAGCCGGCCCUCUUUGCCACCAUCGGCGCCGGCUGCGUCAUCUUCCUCCUCAUCAUCAUCAUCCUCAUCGUGCUGCUCAUCAAGCUGCGCAAGCGCAGCCGCAAGCACAGCAACCAGCCGCGCGGCACCGCCCUGUCGCUCAGCACCCUGGCCACGCCCAAGGCGGGCGGCGCCGGCUCGGAGCCCAGCGACAUCAUCAUCCCGCUGCGGACGACGGAGAACAAUUACUGUCCCCACUACGAGAAAGUCAGCGGCGACUACGGCCAUCCGGUCUACAUCGUCCAGGAGAUGCCCCCCCAGAGCCCUGCCAACAUCUACUACAAAGUUUGAGGACGAGAGACAGAGACCGAGGCCGAGAGAGGGAGAGACAGAGAGGAGUGGAGCGGAGUGCAGUGGAGGAGGAGUGGAGAGGAG
Molecule: messenger RNA, 2133 nt
Organism: Engraulis encrasicolus (European anchovy)
Lineage: Eukaryota; Metazoa; Chordata; Actinopteri; Clupeiformes; Engraulidae
Gene: efnb1
Product: ephrin-B1
Exons: 5
Coding region: 1054-2049 (331 amino acids)
Biological process (GO): axon guidance; ephrin receptor signaling pathway
Cellular component (GO): plasma membrane
Molecular function (GO): ephrin receptor binding
Source: RefSeq, a predicted model, not a curated record